AUGUCCCACCUCCAAUACUUCGACUACCCCAACUUCGGCACCCGCACAAAGAAAGACUUCAACGCCUCCCAGGUCGUCCGCAUCCCCAACUUCAUCGAGCUCUCGGGACAAGGCGGCUGGGAUCCUGAGACGGAAGAGUUCCCCGUCAAGCUGGAGGAGGAGAUCGAGCAGGCGUUUAGUAAUGUACAACUCGCGCUUACGACGGCGGGUGGGAAGGGCUGGGAACGCGUGUACAAGGUUCGGAUGUAUAUCAAUGUGAGGGGGGAUGAGGGGUGGACGGAGUUCGGGCAGCAUGUAGCUAGGAAUAUGAAGAAGUGGUGUCCGGUAGGUCUUGCGGGGGUUUCUAGUCAUGAAUAA
Didymosphaeria variabile is the source of this 357-nucleotide messenger RNA. RefSeq lists its product as uncharacterized. Lineage: Eukaryota; Fungi; Ascomycota; Dothideomycetes; Pleosporales; Didymosphaeriaceae. The coding region runs from base 1 to 357 and encodes 118 amino acids. The record is from RefSeq and is a predicted model, not a curated record. The transcript is spliced from 2 exons.